GGGGGCAAAGAUGGUGAAAGUCGGAGUCAAUGGAUUUGGCCGCAUCGGCCGCCUGGUCACCCGGGCUGCUGUCCUUUCUGGCAAAGUCCAAGUGGUGGCCAUCAACGAUCCCUUCAUUGAUCUGAACUACAUGGUUUACAUGUUCAAAUAUGACUCUACUCAUGGCCACUUCCGGGGCACUGUCAAGGCUGAGAAUGGGAAACUUGUGAUUAAUGGGAAUGCUAUCACCAUCUUCCAGGAGCGUGACCCCAGCAACAUCAAGUGGGCAGAUGCUGGUGCUGAAUAUGUUGUGGAGUCCACUGGUGUCUUCACCACCAUGGAGAAGGCCGGGGCUCACCUGAAGGGUGGUGCCAAGCGUGUGAUCAUCUCUGCCCCCUCUGCUGAUGCUCCCAUGUUCGUGAUGGGCGUCAACCAUGAGAAGUAUGACAAGUCUCUGAAAAUUGUCAGCAAUGCUUCCUGCACUACUAACUGCCUGGCACCCUUGGCCAAGGUCAUCCAUGACAACUUUGGCAUCGUGGAGGGUCUCAUGACCACUGUCCAUGCCAUCACAGCCACACAGAAGACAGUGGAUGGGCCCUCUGGGAAGCUCUGGAGGGACGGCAGAGGUGCUGCUCAGAACAUUAUCCCAGCGUCUACUGGAGCUGCUAAGGCUGUGGGAAAAGUCAUUCCUGAGCUCAAUGGGAAACUUACUGGAAUGGCUUUCCGUGUGCCAACCCCUAAUGUCUCUGUUGUGGACCUGACCUGCCGUCUGGAAAAACCAGCCAAGUACGAUGACAUCAAGAGGGUAGUGAAGGCUGCUGCUGAUGGGCCCCUGAAGGGCAUCCUGGCAUACACAGAGGACCAGGUUGUGUCCUGUGACUUCAAUGGUGACAGCCAUUCCUCCACCUUUGAUGCGGGUGCUGGCAUUGCACUGAACGACCAUUUUGUCAAGCUGGUUUCCUGGUAUGAUAAUGAAUAUGGAUACAGCAACCGUGUUGUGGACUUGAUGGUCCACAUGGCAUCCAAGGAGUAAGCUGAGCACACAGUCCCCCCUGCUGCCUAGGAAAGCAGGACUCUCCUUUGUUGGAGCCCCUGCCCUUGUUCACCACCGCUUAGCUCUGCAUCCUGCAGUGAGAGGCCAGUUCUGUUCCCUUGUCUCCCCCACUCCUCCAACUUCUCCCCGAACCUGGGGGAGGUGGAGAGGCUGAUAGAAACUGAUCUGUUUGUGUACCACCUUACAUCAAUAAAAGUGAUCACCAUCUGAAAA
Ficedula albicollis (Collared flycatcher) is the source of this 1246-nucleotide messenger RNA. RefSeq names its product glyceraldehyde-3-phosphate dehydrogenase (gene GAPDH). Gene Ontology annotation, biological process: glucose metabolic process. The transcript has 11 exons. The record is from RefSeq and is a predicted model, not a curated record. Gene Ontology annotation, molecular function: NADP binding; NAD binding; oxidoreductase activity, acting on the aldehyde or oxo group of donors, NAD or NADP as acceptor. Lineage: Eukaryota; Metazoa; Chordata; Aves; Passeriformes; Muscicapidae. Bases 11 to 1012 code for a protein of 333 amino acids.